AUGACAACUGUGGUAGCAACCUCACAGCCACCUGGCAUGGACACUUCCAGCCGGAUCUUUGCCCAGGAUGACAAAUUCUGGGACAACUAUUCGCGCGGCCGACCCCAAGUCCCGGAUACCUUCUGGGACCGCAUCUGGGCCUUCCACGAGUCCAAAGGCGGCAAUUUCGAUACCGUCCACGACAUCGGUGCAGGGAACGGGCCUUAUGCCCAGCGACUACGCUCUCGCUUUGCUAAUGUCAUCGUGUCCGACAUCGUGGCCGAUAACAUCCGCCUCGCCCAGGACCGCCUCCGGGGCCAGGCCGGAUUCACCUUCCGCACCGCCGCGCUGGAGGACGCCGAAGACAUCUCCGCUGGCAGCAUGGACAUGGUCUUUGCGGCGAACGUGAUGCAUUUUGCCGAGCCGCAGCACGAUGCAAUGGAGACAAUCGCGCGCCAGCUGCGGCCCGGGGGCACGUUUGUGGCGUCGCUGUUUGGGCCCGCUCGCUUUCGCGAUGCACAGGUGCAGGAUCUGUGGGAGCGGCUCAGUUACCAGGGGGGCAGAGAGCUGCUCCGGGUGUCUGAGGAUCCGGACCAGGUGGUCAAGAUCAUGGCACGGACACAGGACCAAUACAAUGUCGCACCGCUUGACCGGGCGCUGUUUGGCGACGAAGUCCGCAUCCAUGUGAAUAUGAAGCAUGGAGGCAUUCAAGGUAUGUUGCCCCCAGAAUUCGCGCACUGGAAUCAGGAGCCGGAUUACGGCGCGGGUGACCAUGACUCGCACGAGGAGAUGGAGGGAUGGACCUUUGAAACGGAUCUGCAGGGGGUCACGGAGCAUUUUGGGUCUUUUCCGUUUAUCUCGCGGUUUUCGGACGCUUUGGCGGACUUGUUCCAGGAGUUGAACGAGUUGUUGGCUGGCGGAAAGACUGUUGAGGGCUAUUUUCCUGUCACCAUCAUUUUAGCCACUAGGAAAUAG
Molecule: messenger RNA, 954 nt
Organism: Penicillium expansum
Lineage: Eukaryota; Fungi; Ascomycota; Eurotiomycetes; Eurotiales; Aspergillaceae
Gene: tpcM
Product: methyltransferase tpcM
Exons: 1
Coding region: 1-954 (317 amino acids)
Molecular function (GO): S-adenosylmethionine-dependent methyltransferase activity
Source: RefSeq, a predicted model, not a curated record